Molecule: messenger RNA, 1407 nt
Organism: Dermacentor silvarum
Lineage: Eukaryota; Metazoa; Arthropoda; Arachnida; Ixodida; Ixodidae
Exons: 9
Coding region: 106-1269 (387 amino acids)
Source: RefSeq, a predicted model, not a curated record
AUUACCUACCUUCCACUAGAGAUAUCAAUGCCGUAUCGGUGGAGACAAUGCAUUGAAUGUGCCAGAUAAUUCGCGUCCGUCUUCGAAACAGGUCUGCCGACGGCUAUGCCAUCGAAGUACACGAUGCCGCCGGCACUGGUCUUUGCUCUUAUGCUUGCCUGUGCCUCCACUGCCACGAAAGCGGCCGCCACCUGCGACCUGGCUAAGGUUCAUGCCUGCUACGAGGACAUCAUGGACAGCGUACCCCUGUUCUUCGCCUCCCGUGCACAACAUGGGGACGCGGCGGUCACAUUCUGCAGCCACUACUGGGAGUACUCGUCGUGUUCAGGCAAAGCGGAGACGAAGGCCUGCCGAGGAGAGGAACUGGUCGAUCGGAUGGAGCGCUUCUACCGAGAAGUGAGCGCCGAGCUCUGCGGGGACUCGCAACAUCGGUUGCUCAAGAGUUUCGAGGUGGUCGGUGACUGCAGCCCGUUGGACGUAAUCAGGCAGUGCGCGACACAACCGCUUGACGUGUUCUUCAGAAACGGGAGCACAGCCACUGCUUGCAGCGCCUUAAAGGGAGAACUGGUGCGGUGCCUCUCGGAGCCUGCCAGUGUGUGCGGCCGUCCAGUAGAGCGGGCCGGGCUUGCCACUCGCUCAAUCGCCGCCUUCCUGCGUUGGUACGGGUGCCGGGACGCAGCCGAGGCGCAGCCCACAACGAGUCCUAGGCCGGUGGAUCCGUUCCUGGAGGAGUGUCCCUUCCAACUACACGAAAUGUGCAUGGCGCAGAGCAUGGACGUGGCGAGGGCCCUGCUCCUAUUUUACGGGCAGCCCCACCGGAAACUGAGCAAAUUCUACGAAGAGCUGUGCGGGGCAGAGCCAGCUCCGUGCCAGCCCCAGGACGGCCUGGACAAGUGCACACGCAAGCAGAGGGACACGAUGCACCGCUUCCACCUGGCCAUGGUGGCUGCGCAGCAAACCCUGUGCACCGCACCACCAGCGCUGCUGGCCAACCUGACGGCGACGAGCUCAUGCUGGGACGAGAAGAUGUUCCGCGAAUGCACCCUGGGCGACUCCAGCAAGCCUCUGGGUCGACACCUGCUGGGAGUGGCCAGGACGGACGAGCAGUGCAGACUUCUACGCUCCAGCUGGUCCGGAUGCCUGGAACGAAGCUACUCCCGCCUGCGCCGAUGCGAGGAGACGCCCGAUGUGCAGGGUGCGCGUGGCCUACUCUUGGACUUCCUCGACAGGUUACAGCCGUGCGCCGACGGCGCGAAAGCGCGGAAAUAAAUGUUCCCUCGAUUGUCCGCUGAACAACUCUCGUCUUGUGGAUCUGCUCACUGUUGGGAGCCAAGGUGGUGUGCAGAGGAAAUGCUUCCGCAGCUGCUCCAGGAAGGUUACCGAUGGCAAAAAUAAACAUUAUAAAUA